Messenger RNA from Podarcis raffonei (Aeolian wall lizard), 2978 nucleotides. Its product is annotated as zinc finger protein 271-like. The transcript has 7 exons. Gene Ontology annotation, biological process: regulation of transcription by RNA polymerase II; central nervous system development. NCBI's taxonomy places the organism in Eukaryota, Metazoa, Chordata, Lepidosauria, Squamata, Lacertidae. Gene Ontology annotation, molecular function: DNA-binding transcription factor activity, RNA polymerase II-specific; RNA polymerase II cis-regulatory region sequence-specific DNA binding. Bases 186 to 2843 code for a protein of 885 amino acids. Gene Ontology annotation, cellular component: nucleus. The record is from RefSeq and is a predicted model, not a curated record.
CGCCGAGCUGGCCUCCUAGAGAGGACAGGAAAGGAAGGCGGGCCGCUGCUCCCCCUCCCCCCUCUGACGUCCCUUCCGGCCUGGCCCUCGCCUGCCGGGCUCUGGAUUUGCUGCAGCUUGCAUUAGAACUUGGCAGAGGACCAAGGGGCUCCUUCCGAUCUCUUGGAGACUUCCGGAGAGCCCAGAUGGAUGAGCAAGACUCAGCUGGCCCUGAAGCAGGAAGAGGCCACGCCCAGGAAACUGGGAGUAGUGGGGGAUUCCGGGAAAACUCCGUGCAGAAGAUCCUGGGUGAGGAGGACACCCCUUGCUCAGAGGUGCAGAGCCAGCAGCUCAGUCAGUUCUGCUACCAGGAGGCCAAAGGACCCCGAGAGGUUUGCAGCCAACUCUACCACCUUGACCAUCAGUGGCUGAAGCCAGAAAGGCACACGAAAGCUGAGAUGUUGGACCUGGUGAUCUUGGAGCAGUUCCUGACUGUCCUUCCUCUGGAGGUGGAGAGCUGGGUGAGGGAAUGCGGAGCGGAGACCACUUCCCAGGCGGUGGCCCUGGCCGAAGGUUUCCUCCUGAGUCAGGCAGAGGAGAGGAAGCAGGCAGAGCAGCAGAGGAAGGAUCUUUUGGCAGAAAUGGGUCUUGAUUCUUCUGAGGCAGAGAAGACUCCGCUGGACGCCAGAGUGAGGCCUCUGGGAGACGGAAUGAUGCCACCAAGACCUGCUCCUUCAUCUUUUCAUGGUGGUGGAGGGGAGGCAGCAGCUGUGGACCCAGAUCAGGGUCCAGUGUGCUUUGAAGAUGUGGCUGUCCAUUUCACAGACGAGGAGUGGGCGUUGCUGGAUCCUGACCAGAGAGCUCUCCAUAAGGAAGUCAUGGAGGAGAGUCGUGGGAUCUUGGACUCUCUCGUUUCAGGUGGUGAUGAAUUGGAAAUGAAGAACAAGGGAGACUACAACGAAAUCCACACAGUGGAGGAGCCAUAUCAGGAUUCAGACUGUGGAGAGGGCUUCAGUCAGAGCUCCCAUUCCACUUCCCAUCAAAGAAAUCCCGUUGAGAAGAAACCCUAUCAGUGCUUGGAAUGUGGAAAAAGCUUCACCUGGAAACAGAGUUUGGCUGCCCAUCAAAGAAUUCAUACAAAAGAGAAACCCUAUCACUGCUUGGAGUGUGGAAAGAGCUUCAGUCACAGCCACAAUCUCACUUCCCAUCGUAGAAUUCAUACAGGGGAGAAACCAUAUCACUGCGUGGAAUGUGGAAAGAGCUUCAGUCAGGGCUCCCAUCUCACUUCCCAUCAAAGGAUUCAUACAGGGGAGAAACCCUAUCAGUGCUUGGAAUGUGGAAAGAGCUUCAUGGAAUGUGGAAAGAGGUUCAGCCGGAAAAUAAGUUUCACUUCCCAUCAAAGAAUUCAUACAGGGGAAAACCCCUAUCAGUGCAUGGAAUGUGGAAAGAGCUUCAUUAACAGCGCCACACUCACUUCCCAUCAAAGAAUUCAUACAGGGGAGAAACCAUAUCACUGCUUGGAGUGUGGAAAGAGCUUCAGCAAAAAAAGCAGUUUCACUUCCCAUCAAAGAAUUCACACAGGAGAAAAACCCUAUCAGUGCUUGGAGUGUGGGAAGAGCUUCACCUGGAAAGAAAAUCUCACUUCCCAUCAAAGGAUUCAUACAGGGGAGAAACCCUUAGAGUGCGUGGAAUGUGGAAAGAGCUUCGGUAAAAAAAGCAGUCUCACUGUCCAUCAAAGAAUUCACACAGGAGAAAAACCCUAUCAGUGCGUAGAAUGUGGAAAGAGCUUCACCAGGAAAAAAUAUCUCACUGUCCAUCAAAGAAUUCACACAGGAGAAAAACCCUAUCGGUGUGUAGAAUGUGGAAAGAGCUUCACUGAUAGGUCCUCUCUCACCUCCCAUCAAAGAAUCCAUACAGGGGAGAAAACAUAUCACUGCUUGGAGUGUGGAAAGAGCUUCACCAGGAAGGAAAGUCUCACUGUCCAUCAAAGAAUUCACACAGGAGAAAAACCCUAUCAGUGUGUGGAAUGUGGAAAGAGCUUCACUGAUAGGUCCUCUCUCACCUCCCAUCAAAGAAUUCAUACAGGGGAGAAACCAUAUCACUGCUUGAAGUGUGGAAAGAGCUUCACCAGGAAAGAAAGUCUCACUGUCCAUCAAAGAAUUCAUACAGGGGAUAACCCCUAUCAGUGUGUGGAAUGUGGAAAGAGUUUCAGCCACGGCUACAAUCUCACUUCCCAUCAAAGAAUUCAUACAGGGGAGAAACCCUAUCAGUGUGUUGAAUGUGGAAAGAGCUUCACUGAUAGCUCCUCUCUCACCUCCCAUCAAAGAAUUCAUACAGGGGAGAAACCAUAUCACUGCUUGGAGUGUGGAAAGAGCUUCAGUCACAGCCACGAUCUCACUUGCCAUCGUAGAAUUCAUACAGGGGAGAAACCAUAUCAGUGCCUGGAAUGUGGAAAGAGCUUCAAUCAGAGGGCCCAUCUCACUUCCCAUCAAAGGAUUCAUACAGGGGAGAAACCCUAUCAGUGCUUGGAAUGUGGAAAGAGCUUCACCAGGAAAGAAACUCUCACUUCCCAUCAAAGAAUUCAUACAGGAGAAAACACCUUUCAGUGCCUGGAAUGUGGAAAGAGAUUCAUUAACAGCUCCACACUCACUUCCCAUCAAAGAAUUCAUACAGGGGAGAAACCCUUUAAGUGCUUGGAAUGUGGAAAAAGCUUCACCUGGAAAAUAAGUUUCACUUCCCAUCAAAGAAUUCAUACAGGAGAAAACCCCUUUCAGUGCCUGGAAUGUGGAAAGAGCUUCACCAGGAAGGUAGGUCUCAGUGCCCAUCAAAAAUUACACACAGCAGAGAAGUCAGAUCAGUGUUAGGAAUGUGGAAAGAGCUUCAGUCAAAAAGGAAAUCUCAUUUCAUCAAAGAAUACAUACAGGGGAGGAAUCAUGAGUGCCAAGUGUGUGAUUGGAAGGAGUUAUGAAAGUCUGGUCUCAUUUUUAAAGCUCUUUUUU